Molecule: messenger RNA, 1699 nt
Organism: Erinaceus europaeus (western European hedgehog)
Lineage: Eukaryota; Metazoa; Chordata; Mammalia; Eulipotyphla; Erinaceidae
Gene: TMEM119
Product: transmembrane protein 119
Exons: 2
Coding region: 157-810 (217 amino acids)
Biological process (GO): positive regulation of bone mineralization; positive regulation of osteoblast differentiation; ossification
Cellular component (GO): plasma membrane
Source: RefSeq, a predicted model, not a curated record
UGAGAAAAAGAGGAGGAAGAAGGGGAGAGGAGGGAGGGGAGAGGAGGGGCGGGGAGGCCAGGGCGGGAGGGUGGAAGCGGGAAGCUGGCUCGCCAGCCAGAGCCUUGGCCACUACUCGGCGGGCACACCACUGGAGGAACAGUACUGGUGCCCACCAUGGAGGCCCCCAGCCUGGUCCUUUGGCUGUUGCUGCUCCUGAGUCCCCCGCCCGCCCGCUCCCGGGGGGCCGCCUUCCUGGACGAGCUGGAGGGCAGCGGGGAGGCUGAGGCCCCCUCGCCCAGCCCCCCGGAGGCCGGCACACCCGCAGCCAGCCCCUCGCCCGGCCCGGGGCCCCCCACCAGCCUGCUGGAAGGCCUGGCCGACUUCUUCCGCCGACAGGCGCUGCUGGUGGCCGUGGUGGGCGCGCUGGCCCUGCUGCUGCUGGUCCUGGCCUGUGCCGCCGUGGUCACCCGCCAGCAGCGAGCCGCCGCCGCCUACUACCCCGCCGGCUUCCCGGAGAAGAAGUACGUGGACCGCAGCGACCCGGCCGGGGGACCCCGCGCCUUCAGCGAGCUCCCCGCCACCAGCAGCCCCGCAGCCCGGCCGGGCGACGACUCCUCCCGCCGGCUGCAGGCCGACAUCCUGGCCGCCUCCCAGAGCCUGCGGUCCCCGCCCCGGGCCCGCGACGGGGAGCCCCAGGACCAGGGCCCGGCCACCGCGGAGGGGACCCCAGACGCCCCCCAAGAGCCCCGGGACCCACUGGCGGCUCCCUCCACAGCCCAAGAAGCCAGGGAGCCCACCGAUGCCCCUGAAAGCAGCCCCCGCACCUGACAGCCCCCCAGGACUGCUGCCCCCACGGUCGGACCCCCGGGGUCACCUCCACAGGCUUGGAAAGGCCCUGGUCCCUUGUGGCCCCCGACAGCCCUUCCUCUGCCACCCUCCCAGGCAAAGCUGCACCCCAGGACUCUGUAUGUUCCAGAAACAUCUGUCCUCGCAGCCCCCGCAGACUGCACCCCGAAACACAGAACCUGGUGCAGGGGAGAGGGCUGGGACCCUCAGAGCCAGACCAGCUGGGAGAGCCUCAUGGAAAUUCUCAAGGGGACAAAAGACCCCAAGCCUAGGAGACUCUGGCUCCCUGUCCCCUGCUCAGGGCAUUCUGGGGGUUUUUCUCUGGGAAGCCACCCCCCCCAACCUGGCUCUGCUUAGCUUCCUCCCUGCAUUUGUGUGUGUGUGUGUGGGGGGGGGAUGCUUUUCUUGUCUGUGUGCUUCGUUUUGCUUUUUCAGAACCACAGAGUGAAACCCUGCAGCUUCUGCUCUUGGGGCUCCCACUCUCAGUGUGUGGGGCAGGGUCCCCCACUUUCUGGUGGGGUCAGGCUGAAGGGGAUGGGACCCCAACAUCUCUGCUGGUGGGCAAGGGGAGCUUCUGGUCCUCUUUGACCACUGGGAUGGGCUCAGGGUGGCAGCUCUUCCUAGUAGGGGGGCGGAUGCCUAGCCCAGAGCAGGAGUAUCCUGGGCCUCAGCUCUUGCCUGUGUUCACUGUAUUUAGUCCUUGACAAGGGAGCCUGAGCUCCGUCCUGAACUAGGAAGGCCUGGUGGUGCUGGUGGUGGUGGGGGGGUGUAAUCCUCUUCCCACCCCUCUGUCUGCCCCCCCCCCCCCAAGCUCUACAGAAUGCUCCAGAUGGUAGACAACACAAACCAGCACAAUAAACUUUUAUUCUGA